GGAGAAGGGCGCGUAACUUUGUUAGCAAAACAGCUAACAGCUAGCGGAAUCCAGACGGGUACUCCCGACAACAGCAACGGUGGCAAUAUCGCUCAUCACAAAUAUUAGACACGUUUGCCGUCGCCUCUCCCUAACAGACAUGUUGCCUCGCAUGUGGCGGUUCGGUUGGGACAGGCACAAUGAAGUGGACCUCUUCGCAGACCUCUAUGAGACAAAUACAGAGACGCUGUCUCAGGCCAUCCGUGCUGCAGUGUCAGAGGAGCCAGAUGCAGAUGGCAGUGUAUUGUUUGGUCAUCUCCAGGGCACUGUGGUGGGGCUCAGAUAUUAUACAGGAGUGGUGAACCGAGGUGAGAUGGUUGCACUGGUGCGGCAGCCACAGAACAAAUACGACUGUAAUGCUGUGAUGGUGGCUAACAUGUACGGCACCCAGGUGGGACACAUCAAGCGGGAGCUGGCAGCAGUUAUGGCCAGUAUCAUGGACAACAACUUAGCAAAAGUUGAGGGGGAGGUGUACUCAGGGACUAACAACAAAUACUCCAUGCCGGUGAUGCUGUCCUUCUGGGGCAAAGAGGAGGACAAAGACUCUGUGAUAGAAAGCAUGAGACGCUACGGAUACAAUCUUAUGGAUGAAAAAAUAUCAACAGUUGCGAAAAAAAGUCACGGUGCUCAGAGUGGCAAUGCGCUAUCAGCUAGAGCAACCGUUAGCGUCCCGCUGACUGCAGAGGAGUUAAAAAAUGCAUUUGACAACCUUUUUGAUGGCCUGAUGGAGAGCAAACAUGGGGAAAAGGAGGCCGCUGAGGCAGUGGGUACUCCUUUGCUGCCCCACCAGAAGCAGGCCCUGUCCUGGAUGUGUGCAUGUGAGAACAGUUCUGCACUCCCACCCUUCUGGGAGAAGAGAGGAGAACUCUACUACAACAGCCUCACCUGCUUCUCUGCCAAAGAAAGGCCCCAGAGGGUUCGCGGGGGCAUCCUGGCAGAUGACAUGGGGCUGGGUAAAACUUUGACCACCAUCGCACUGAUCCUCACCAACUUUGACAAUGGAAAGCCGCUGCCUUUGGAGAAGUGUGAGGGGCCACCUUCACCUGCCAAAACUACUGCUAAGACCCCCAGACAUGAGAGAACCACCGCUGAGGAAGAUUAUACGGAGGUGAAAGACACUGCAGCCGGUCCACCCUCCUCAGACCGUCCACAGAUGGAAGUGGUGUGUACUGAUUCACCAGAGAAGGCAGAGGAAGUGGUUGAGCCAGAGAGAAGUAUGAGCAAAGGCAAGCAAAAAGCCACCAAGCCAAAGGCCAAGAGAGCUGCAGUAUUGCUGGAGGAUGUGGACUUUUCUGCAGCACUGAGUGGCUCAACAUCUGGUGGAAAGUCCAAGAUCAAGAAAACUACCAAGAAGGCCACUCCAGACCGUGGCUUGGAAUUCUCUGGCAGUGAAAAGGCAGGAGAACCAUUGGCGAGAGCUACUCUUAUUAUCUGCCCCCUCUCUGUGCUAAGCAACUGGCUGGAUCAGUUUGAGGAGCAUGUGUGUACUGAUGUGAAGCUGAAUAUUUACCUGUACUAUGGGCCAGCACGUAACAGGAGCAGGAAGUUCCUCUUGUCUCAGGAUGUGGUACUCACCACCUACAAUGUCCUGGCUGCUGACUAUGGGAAUAAGAGCCCUCUCCAUGGGGUUAAUUGGAUGAGGGUGGUACUAGAUGAAGGACACGUUAUAAGAAAUCCCAAUGCACAGAUGAGCAAAGCCGUGCUCGACCUGAAAGCUCAGCGCCACUGGAUACUCUCAGGUACUCCCAUUCAGAAUAGUGUGAAGGACCUGUGGAUGCUGUUGGCCUUCCUGUGUCUGAAGCCUUUCAAUGAAAGGGAGUGGUGGAAUAGGGUGAUUCAGAGACCUGUCACACAUGGAGACAAGGUGGCUUUGCAGAACCUCCAGACCCUGGUCAAGUGCAUCACCCUGCGGCGGACCAAGAGCAGUAAGGUGAAUGGGCGCUUCCUGGUGUCACUCACUGAGAAGACAGUAUGUGUCGAACAGGUUGUUCUGACACAGCAGGAGAGAGAGGAGUACGAGCUGGCACGCAACGAGGGAAGAAGGACAAUUAGCAGAUAUGUAGCUGAGGGGACAGUGUUGAGGAACCAUGCCAAUGUGCUGGCCAUCAUGAUGAGACUCCGACAGCACUGCUGCCACCCUGAUCUUCUGGCCAACAUAUCCUCAGACCUAGCAGGCACCCCAGCAGAGCUGCGAGAGCAUCUGAUGGAGAAGCUGCGGCUGGUUUUGGCCAGUGGUUCUGAUGAGGAGUGUUCUGUGUGCCUGGAUUCGGUCCGUCUGCCUGUCAUCACACAUUGUGCCCACGUCUAUUGCCGGCCCUGCAUUGCCCAGGUCAUCAGCUCUGAACAGGAGAUGGCACGCUGUCCCCUUUGUCGAAGCGAGAUAAAAACCAGUCAGUUGGUAGAGUUUUCACAGGAGGAUGUGGAGGAGGACAAAUCACACUCUGCAAAAUGGAGGACCAGCUCAAAGGUGGAGGCUUUGAUGGGUAACCUGCUCAGGCUGCGAUAUGAGGACAGCAGCACCAAAUGUUUGGUGGUCUCUCAGUUCACACGCUUCCUCACCAUAUUAGAGACACCACUCAGAGUGAAAAACAUCAGUUUUGUGCGCCUGGAUGGCACCAUGAGCCAGAAGAGGCGUGCCCAGGUCAUCCAAGAGUUUCAGGACCCUGCUCCCAACAGUCCUGUCGUCAUGCUGCUGUCGCUGAAGGCUGGAGGGGUGGGCCUAAAUUUAACUGCAGCCUCCCGUGUCUUCCUCAUGGACCCUGCAUGGAAUCCUGCUGUUGAGGAGCAGUGUAUUGACCGCUGUCACCGCCUAGGCCAGAAGAGGAACGUCUUCGUUACGAAGUUCAUCGUUAAGGAUUCUGUAGAGGAGAACAUGGUGAAGAUCCAGAGGAAGAAGCAAGAUCUGGUGGAGAAGGCCUUUGGCUCCAAGACCACUGACAGGAAAUCAUCUCGCAUUGAUGACAUCAGAGCAGUGAUGGAUAUGUAAACAUCUGUUCAUGGACCAGUUUGAUUCAUCACCACUCAUACUCUUCUAAUUGUUGGGCUGUGGACUUUAACUGUCCUGACAGCCAAGCAGCUGCUGUAUGAAGAACUUCAUAUCUUCUGCUUCAAGAUCUCUUUAACACCUGUACAGUUUCAAUUGCUAGUUUGUAAAUAUGAUUUGUUUAUUAAGACACUUUAUCCUGUGAUGUGUACUGAUCCAGGCACAAGAUAAACUGCAAACUUUUUUUUUUCAUCAUAGUUGUGAUUAUUUUUGGUUUUGAUUUUCUUCCAUCCAGAACUCUUGAAGGCAUUAGAAGUCUGGUAAAUGUGGGUAGGUGAAAGAUUAGCUUAUUGUCACAUUAUUUCCACAAAAAAGGCUUCAACUUUGACCACUGGAUCCGUCUAGCCUCACCCCAAUGCAGUGCAGCAGUGACGGUUCCACAACAGGGCAUUUGAGCCUUUCUUAGCGGACCAAAUGACAUGAUUAUGGUGUCAACCCCAGUAUUCUUUUGUGAAUAACUGCGUUCAGUCAACGCUGGAAAAAGAAAAAAAAAUGGGUUAGGAAACCUGCAGAAGCAAAACUACUUUCCUGAUAGAACAGUUGGUUUUAUUGAAAACUGUUUGAUUCUUGUUUUGAGCUUUUGUUGAAAUCCAUUCGUUUGAUUCUUGUUUGAGUGUUAUGCGGUUUUGUUGAAAACAGUUUGUUUGAUUCUUGUUUGAGCUUUAUGUUCCUCUUAUUUCCAGAAUAGACAACGCAGAUUACCAAAUUUACCCGUGGCUUUACUUUACCUACAGAUUUAGAGGAGCGUUUAUUGUACUUUACACCAGGAAGUACGUGGAAAAAUGAAAAUAAAGAC
Molecule: messenger RNA, 3878 nt
Organism: Lampris incognitus (smalleye Pacific opah)
Lineage: Eukaryota; Metazoa; Chordata; Actinopteri; Lampriformes; Lampridae
Gene: hltf
Product: helicase-like transcription factor
Exons: 25
Coding region: 140-3025 (961 amino acids)
Molecular function (GO): ATP binding; hydrolase activity, acting on acid anhydrides, in phosphorus-containing anhydrides; nucleic acid binding
Source: RefSeq, a predicted model, not a curated record